This is a messenger RNA of Ipomoea nil (Japanese morning glory), 2483 nucleotides long. RefSeq names its product probable trehalase. The transcript is spliced from 12 exons. The record is from RefSeq and is a predicted model, not a curated record. Gene Ontology annotation, biological process: trehalose catabolic process. NCBI's taxonomy places the organism in Eukaryota, Viridiplantae, Streptophyta, Magnoliopsida, Solanales, Convolvulaceae. The coding region runs from base 297 to 2015 and encodes 572 amino acids. Gene Ontology annotation, molecular function: alpha,alpha-trehalase activity; calcium ion binding.
GUGCGAAUCUUGAACUUUACAGAGCAUUAUGAUUUAGGAAAGUGAUUCCAGGAAGAAACAUUCAAACAUACACCGAAAACUAUACGAAAAACGCAAAAAUACUCUGUAAUUUGUUCAUCGCAAGCAUCGAAAACUUGGAGCCUAGUCAGCGAGUCAAGCUAUUCAACUGAGACAGCGAGACCUUAAGAUAUUCUGGACCCUAGCCGUUGUUCUUGUCGUCUUCCCCAAUUUUCUGUGCUCAAACGAGGUAUAAAUAAUACGUACGGGUUCUCAUAUUGUUCUUCUUAAUCAUAGCCAUGUCCGGAAUCGAGACAACACAAGCGUCGCCGAACUGUAUUCCGGCCGACUCCGGCCCGGUAGUGCCCACAACCCCAUUGGUGACGUUUCUUGAAAGGCUACAGGAAGCGGCUCUAAAGACUUAUGGGCACGAUGGGUUUGACCCGAAGAAAUACGUGGACAUGGCGCUAAAGGAAGAGCUUUCGAGGACUGUAGAGGCGUUUCAGAGUCUUACGAGAACGGGGAACGGGUCAAUUCAUAGAUCGGAGCUGGAGGGGUUUAUGGGUAAGUAUUUGGUUGGUCCUGAUAAGGAUUUGGUGUAUGCUGAGCCGGUGGACUUCGUGGGUGAGCCAGAAGGGUUCUUGAGCAAAGUAGAGAACCCUGAGGUGAGGAAAUGGGGUCUGGAGCUCCAUCUUCUCUGGAAGAAUUUGAGUAGGAAGGUGGGUGAUCAAGUUCUGGAGAGGCCCAGUUUCCAUACAUUGCUGCCUUUGAAGAAUCCGGUUAUAAUCCCAGGAUCACGGUUUCAAGAGGUUUAUUACUGGGAUUCUUAUUGGGUCAUCAGGGGCUUGUUAGCAGGCAAAAUGUAUGAAACUGCAAAAGGAAUUGUUGCUAAUCUUAUUUCACUUAUCGAUCAAUUCGGUUACGUUCUUAAUGGUGCACGGGCAUACUACAGUAACAGAAGCCAGCCUCCACUUUUGAGUUCAAUGGUUGUUGAGAUAUACAAACGAACGGGUGAUAUGGACCUGAUAAAAACGUCUCUUCCUGCACUGCUUAAGGAGCAUGAGUUUUGGAAUUCAGGUAUACAUAAAGUGAUCAUUCAGGAUGCUCGAGGAGUGAAUCACAGCUUAAGUCGGUACUAUGCAAUGUGGAACAAACCCCGACCGGAAUCUUCAACAAUUGACACGGGAACAGCUUCCAAACUUUCAAGUGCCUGUGAGAAAAAACACUUGUACCGCGAAAUUGCAACAACUGCUGAAUCUGGAUGGGAUUUUAGUUCAAGAUGGAUGAGGGACGGAUUCGAUCUCACAACACUAGCUACAACUUCCGUUCUCCCGGUGGAUCUUAAUGCGUUCAUUCUUAAGUUGGAACUCGAUAUAGUCUUUCUAGCAAGCAUUAUCGGAGAAAAUCACAUAGUUGAACGUUUUAACGAGGCUUCACAAGCUAGAAAAAGUGCAAUCAACUCUAUUUUCUGGGACACAGAGACGGGACAGUGGUACGAUUACUGGCUCGGCAAUAGCAAAUUUGCAUGCGAGGGUGUCUAUAAGUGGGAUAGUUUGAAUCAGAACAAAAAACCGUUUGCUUCAAACUUCGUUCCCUUAUGGAUCGAUUUGUUUAACAAAGAUAAAAUGACAGUUCAGAAGACUAUCCAAAGCCUUCAAAGCUCGGGACUGCUUCUUCCGGCUGGAAUCGCAAUGACAUUGUCGAAUACAGGACAACAAUGGGACUUUCCUAAUGGUUGGGCACCUCUUCAACAUAUAAUCGUCGAAGGCCUUACUAGGUCCGGGUCAGCGGAGGCAAGAUCAUUAGCCCAAGAUAUCGCGAGGAGGUGGAUAAGAACUAACUACGUAGUGUACAAGAAAACCGGUGCAAUGUACGAGAAGUAUGAUGUUGAGAAAUGCGGGCAGUUUGGAGGUGGCGGCGAAUAUGUAUCCCAAACUGGUUUUGGGUGGUCAAAUGGAGUCGUGUUGGCCUUCUUGGAGGAAUUUGGAUGGCCUAAAGACCUGAAGAUAGACUGUUAGUGACUGCUAAAACAAGAGCGAGUUAAUUCCGGAUUUAGUCAUCUGACUAUUACUCAUUUCCAAUUUUAGUCCUUAACUUUUAAAGCUACCAAAUUUAGUUUUUUAAGUAUUGAAUCCAAAAGUGACAAUUCCCUUGGGUUAGCUCCCAUGCCUCCCGGAUCGAACGGGAAUUAGUCGGGUGGACCCGGAUUGUAAGACGGACGGAGAAAGUCUCAGAACACCUUGUGGUUUACACUAAAAUUUGGUAGCUUUAAAAGUUAAAAGACUAAAAUUGAAAAGUGAGUGAUAAUCGGAGGAUUAAAUAUAUAAUUAACUCAACAACAGUAUAUGGUGAGAGACAACCAUGCAUCUUUCUAUGGUCACCAUGAGGUUAUUAUGUUCAUUGGUUUUGUAAGACUCUUAUCUUGUAUUUAGCUAAUAAAGGAAAUUGGGAAUAGAUCAUAUAUGUAAACUUGCUAAAUUGAAUAA